UUUUGUUUUAUACGUAGAAUGUGGCAAAAACAACAAAAGUGAAAAAAUUAAAACAAAUUUUACAAAGAAAUUUAUUUAGAACCGAAAAUAUUUAAUUAAUAUUUAUUAAAAGGAGGAAAUUCUCGAUAAAAUACGAUAACAAUGGAAAUGGAAUAUGAUGAGACCGGUUGGCAACAGGGUAGGCCCAAGCAGCAAGGAGAAGAUGAGGAAAUGCCCGAAGAUAAUCCCCAAGAAACUAUACAAGAAUGUCUGGAGAAAUUUCUCACACCCGAUUACAUUAUGGAACCGGGUAUAUUUACCCAACUUAAGAGAUAUUUCCAGUCGGGAGGUUCGCCGGAAGAGGUCAUUAUGAUGCUGUCGGAAAACUACAAAGCUGUGGCACAAAUGGCCAAUUUAUUGGCGGAAUGGUUGAUAUUAGCCGGCGUUAAAGUAACCGAUGUCCAGGCCAUGGUGGAGAAUCAUUUAAAGGAUAUGAUAUUAAAAACCUUUGAUCCCAAAAAAGCCGAUACCAUUUUCACCGAGGAGGGCGAGACACCCGACUGGUUGACCGAAAUGAUAGAUCAUCCUACUUGGCGUUCUUUGAUUUACCGUCUAGCAGAAGAGUAUCCAGAUUGUUUAAUGUUGAAUUUUACCAUUAAAUUAAUAUCGGAUGCCGGUUUUCAGAGUGAAAUUACUUCGAUAUCAACCGCAGCUCAACAGAUUGAAGUAUUUUCGCGUGUUUUGAAAACUUCAAUAGCAAAAUUUCUUAGUAAUCCUGAGGAUAUACAGGGUGCCAUACAAGAAUGUGCUCGUAUGGUAUGUCAUGGUCAGCAUACAUAUGUUUAUUCUCAGGUUUUGAUUCAGGUCUUGAGUCAAGAGCCGAAAGGAGGUUUUAAUAUGAAGCGCUUAUCUCAGGAGAUUACGAAAUAUGCUUUACAAAACAAUCAAAAUGUCACUCCAAUUACUAUGGCUCUUAAUGGUUCAGCUGCUUAUCCGCAGGCCUGCCAGGCUUUAUCCUCCAUGCUCUCACGCAAUACACUCAAUCCAGCCGAUAUUAAUGUACUUUAUCGCAACUAUUCGGGAACCGAUCCUCCACCUAUUGAUCUCAUAAGAAAUCCCCAAUUCUUGGAAUUACUAGUAGAUUCACUUUUCAAAGCAGGCGUUAAGAUAAACCCUGAACAUAAAUCAAAAUAUAUUUAUCUCUUGGCCUAUGCGGCCUCGGUAGUAGAUACACCUGCCAAAAAGAGACCUUUAACAGAGAGAGUCUUAAAUAAGGAGGAGUUAAAGAGUACUAUACAAGCGAUAGAAAAAGUGCAUGCCAUCUGUAAUGUCAACAAGGGAUCUACUGAACUAAUAGCUGAAUUGCAAACACUAUUCAACUGUAUAAAAUACCCUGUUGUCGGUGUGGGCGUUAUACGAUGGAUAGAAAACACUGUCACCGAACCUUCAUACUUUAAACUUUCCACCGACAGUUGUCCCACACAUUUAGCUAUUCUCGACGAGGUAGCAGCUGUCCAUCCCACUUUACAUCAACAAAUUUUAACUCUGCUCAUACGUCUUUUUGAAUCGAAACAAGAUGAAUUGGAAAUUUUAGUGCAGCUGGAAAUGAAGAAAAUGUUAUUAGAUCGAAUGGUAAAUUUAUUAACUCGCGGUUGUGUAGUGCCUGUGGUCAAAUACAUCAAGCAAUGUUGGGGCAAAGGUGAUACCGAUAUUUCUCUUAUUCGUUAUUUUGUCACUGAAGUGUUAGAAACCAUUACCCAUCCUUAUUCACCGGAAUUUGUAUUGUUAUUUUUGCCCAUGGUGGAGAAUGAAGAAAUUACCGGCACCAUGAGGGGUGAGGGUGACAAUGAUCCGGUAUCGGAGUUUAUAGUUCAUUGCAAGGCUCAUUAUACUACAGUGUAAUAUCGUAGCUGGCUAUUGCUUGAUUUAAUUAGUUUAGUUGUGAAAUAUAUAUAUUUUCUUUUUA
This is a messenger RNA of Lucilia cuprina (Australian sheep blowfly), 1945 nucleotides long. RefSeq names its product negative elongation factor D (gene TH1). The record is from RefSeq and is a predicted model, not a curated record. Gene Ontology annotation, cellular component: nucleus; NELF complex. Gene Ontology annotation, molecular function: RNA binding. Bases 142 to 1881 code for a protein of 579 amino acids. Gene Ontology annotation, biological process: negative regulation of transcription elongation by RNA polymerase II. The transcript is spliced from 5 exons. NCBI's taxonomy places the organism in Eukaryota, Metazoa, Arthropoda, Insecta, Diptera, Calliphoridae.